This is a messenger RNA of Heterobasidion irregulare TC 32-1, 1744 nucleotides long. RefSeq lists its product as uncharacterized. Gene Ontology annotation, cellular component: cytosol. The record is from RefSeq and is a predicted model, not a curated record. Gene Ontology annotation, biological process: GMP biosynthetic process. Lineage: Eukaryota; Fungi; Basidiomycota; Agaricomycetes; Russulales; Bondarzewiaceae. The transcript is spliced from 11 exons. The coding region runs from base 1 to 1620 and encodes 539 amino acids. Gene Ontology annotation, molecular function: GMP synthase (glutamine-hydrolyzing) activity; ATP binding; GMP synthase activity.
AUGGCUGAAAUACACGACCAAUUCGACACCGUCCUCAUCCUCGAUUUUGGAUCACAGUACAGCCAUCUUAUCACUCGGAGAUGUCGAGAGCUCAACGUCUACGCGGAGCUCAUGCCUUGCACGCAGAAGAUCAAGGAACUCAAAUGGAAACCAAAGGGCGUCAUCCUUUCUGGAUCCCCCUACUCCGUGUAUGACUCGGACGCCCCACAUGUCGAUCCUGAGAUCUAUGAACUCGGUGUACCCAUCCUUGGCAUAUGUUAUGGUCUUCAGGAAAUGGCCUGGACCAUGGGCGGAAAAGUAGCCCAGUGCGACCACCGGGAGUAUGGCUUUGCCCAAGUGCAGAUAAGCAAAAUCGGGGGCGACAACGCCUCCGUGGAUGCGCUGUUCGAAGGACUGGGAGAUGAGAUGCAGGUAUGGAUGUCCCACGGCGACAAGCUCUCCACACUUCCCCCCGAUUUCCAUAUCAUUGGCCGCACGACGAACGCGCCCUUCGCCGCCAUCGCCCACAACUCCAAGCCGUUCUACGGCAUCCAGUUCCAUCCCGAAGUAACGCACUCGCCCCGCGGGAAGGAAGUGGUCAGCCGAUUCGUGCUCAGCAUCUGUGGCUGCAAAUCAAACUGGACCAUGGAAGAAUUCAUCGGCAAGGAGAUCGCGCGCAUUCGCGACAUAUGCGGCCCGACUGGCCGUGUUAUCGGUGCCGUGAGCGGCGGCGUCGACAGCACCGUCGCGGCGAAACUCAUGCACGAGGCCAUCGGCGACCGCUUCCACGCCAUCAUGGUGGACAACGGCGUGCUCCGGCUGAACGAAGCGCCCCAGGUGAACGACAUGCUCAACAAGGACCUCGGCGUGAACCUCACCGUCGUCGACGCGUCCGACCUCUUCCUGUCGCGCCUCGAGGGCGUCGAGGACCCCGAGCAGAAGCGCAAGAUCAUCGGCAACACGUUCAUCCACGUCUUCGAGGCCGAGGCCGCGAAGAUCGAAGCUGCCGCUGAGGCGGAGGAGAAGAACGGCGCUGCGGCAAAGGGUAAGAUCGAGUGGCUGCUGCAGGGCACGCUCUACCCGGACGUCAUCGAGAGCAUCAGCUUCAAGGGCCCGAGCGCGACGAUCAAGACGCACCAUAACGUUGGCGGGCUCCUCGCGGACAUGAAGCUCAAGCUGAUCGAGCCCCUCCGCGAGCUCUUCAAAGACGAGGUCCGCGCCCUCGGCCGUCUUCUCUCCAUCCCCGCGCCCCUCGUCCAGCGCCACCCCUUCCCCGGGCCCGGCCUCGCUAUCCGCAUCCUCGGCCCCGUCACGCGCGAACAGGUCAAGAUCCUACAGCACGCCGACAGCAUCUACAUCGAGGAGAUCCGUCGCGCCGGGCUCUACGACCAGAUCAGCCAGGCGUUCGCCGUCCUGCUGCCCGUCAAGGCCGUCGGCGUCAUGGGUGACAAACGGACGUACGAGCAGGUCAUCGCUCUUCGUGCAGUCCAGUCCGAGGACUUCAUGACCGCCGACUGGUACGUCUUCCCCGCAGAAGUCCUCAGACGCAUAUCCUCCCGCAUCACGAACGAGGUCACUGGCAUCAACCGCGUCACCUACGACAUCUCGUCAAAGCCACCCAGCACGGUCGAGUGGCUAUGACAGCGUUUUGCGCACAGUUAACUUAGAAGAGCAGAACCAAAAAGCAACUACCAGCCCGCGGUGUAUCCCGUGAUGUAUCCAGUAGUAGACCCUCCGAAAAUAGACAGUGUAAGAUCGAGCACUC